Messenger RNA from Ambispora leptoticha, 2718 nucleotides. NCBI's taxonomy places the organism in Eukaryota, Fungi, Glomeromycota, Glomeromycetes, Archaeosporales, Ambisporaceae. The record is from the annotation of a GenBank genome assembly.
AUGUCCAUGGCUCAAGAAGAGGAGUUGACCGCUUUUAUUGACUGGGCAAAUGCUUUAGACAAUAUAUCGAGGCCGGUCAAUAACUAUACAGACCUUGCAGAUGGCGGUGUUCUGAUAGAGAUCGCCUGUGAUGUUGAUUCGCGAUGGUUUAAAUCCCUUCGAGGAGAUACUCGUGAAGAUACAGAAAAUUGGGUUAUCAGAUCCACCAAACUUAAAAGAUUAUAUACUCUCAUCCAACGAUAUUAUAAAGAGGAAAUCGGUCAUGACACAAAAAACUUCGACGAUAUCGAUUUAAACGCUAUUGCCAAAGAAUCAGAUACUAAAGAGCUUAUUAAAUUAUGCUCAUUAAUUUUAACAAUGGCUGUGCAGAGUUCAAGGAAUGCUUACUAUAUUGAAAGAAUCCAAUCUUUAUCAGAUAAUUCGCAAAAGGGACUGAUGGUGGCUAUUGAACGGGUGAUGAAAAAAUUGGAAAAUGGCAUACAGGAGUCUACUGCUAAACAACCAUUUAAUUUCGAAGAAGAGUUACGACAGAUAACUGCGGAACUUAAUCGAGCUAUCAGUGAUAAGGAAACUCUGGAAAAAGCACAUCAAGCUUUGAUGGAGGAGCAUAAACAACUACGUUAUCGAUAUGAUGAUUUACAAACUGAAAUACAAACCGACAAAGAUGAGUUAAAUCAAAAAAUAAAAGAUUUGGAAGCCUCCCUACAGCACACAACUCAAAGUGGCAGAGCUGAUUUCCUUUUGAAAACUCAAAUUGAUGAUUUUCGUCAACAAAUGCAACGAAGUGAACUGGAAAAGACGAUAGAAGAGCAAACUAAAUUGCUCUCAGAGCUCAGAAAUCAGGUUAAAGAGUAUUCAGCUAAAGCUGAUGAGACUGCUCGUCUUAAAGAUCAACUCGAUGAAUAUAGACAUGCUGCGGAAAAGCUUAAGAAAACUGAAAACGUCAUCGAAAAAUACAAGAAAAAAUUAGAAGAUGGUGCUGAUUUAAGGAGAAAAUUGAAGAACUUGGAAGAGGAUAAUCACGAUCUAAUAGAACGUAACAGACAAAUCGAAGAUGAAUACCGAAAAGUGGCUAACUUCAAACCCACAUUGGAUCAAUAUAAACGUACAAUAGAGGCGCUUGAAAAGGAAAAAAGAGAGCUCAUUGACGUUCGAAAUAAAUAUGAAUAUGAAUAUAAACAUAUGAGGGCGAAGAUUGAAGCGUAUGAAAUGGAAAAAGCUCGGGACAUGGAAAAGAUAGAAUUAAUGGAAGAACGACUCCGAGAAUUGGAACUUGUUGAUGGUGAACGUCUUGAUAGAAUUCCCAAUGAAAAUGGUGAAAAGGAUGAUGAUUUUGUCCAGCCGAAUUAUCCGAAUUAUGGAGAGACACAAUUGAAAUUAAGAAUUAACGAAUUACAACGUGAAUUGGAUGGAUGGCGUGAGGGAAAACAGCCUGUGGAUGAAUCAGAGAUUAUUAUGCUAAAUCAGAUGCUUGAUGAUGCUAAAAAAUCUAAAGAGAAAUUGGAAAAGGAUUUGUCAAGAACCACCAGAGAGAAAAUCGAGAUAGAGAGUAAACUUGCCCGUUAUGAGAGUAGUUUCAACAACAGUGGGCUCGACAUUAACAAAAAUAGCGGUGCAAGGGACCGUGAACUAUUUGAUACUAAAAAGAAACUUAUUGAAGCUCAAAGCAAAUUAAAAGAAUUAGAGGCAGAACGGGAACAACUCCAGGCUAAAAACAAUGAGUUAACAGCAUUGAUAGAUAACCUGGAGAAUAGAAGUGAAGAUGAUUUCAAAGCUGAAAAUAUCAAAUUGCAUCGCCAGAAUGCCGAUCGUGCCAAGAAAAUUGAUCAGCUUAAGGAAUUAGUUAAAGCACAACAUGAAGUGAUUGAGACUUCAAAGAUUGCAGAAAGUUCUUUGAAAGUUGAACGAGAAGCUCAUGCCGAGGAAGUUAAACGUUACCAAUCGAUGAUUGAGGAACUCAAGAAACAAGCCGCUUUCGAACAAAAUUUAAUUACUGCGGCUUGGUACGAUAUGGGACGUCGAAUUCAAAGAGAUAAUGUUUCAUUCCAAAGAAUUCAACCUACAUCCUGGCUUGGUCAGCAACGACGGGACUCAAGAGGGUCAAUUGAUGGAUCAUCGUCAGUAAAAUACAUUAGGAAAAUGAAUGAAGUGGAAAAGGAAUUAUUUAAUUCAAUUGAGACUUUAAACACUGCAGUAAGUUCUUUGAAAAUUGAACGAGAAGCUCAUGCCGAGGAAGCUAAACGUUACCAAUCGAUGAUUGAGGAACUCAAGAAACAAGCCGCUUUCGAACAAAAUUUAAUUACUGCGGCUUGGUACGAUAUGGGACGUCGAAUUCAAAGAGAUAAUGUUUCAUUCCAAAGAAUUCAACCUACAUCCUGGCUUGGUCAGCAACGACGGGACUCAAGAGGGUCAAUAAGUUCUUUGAAAGGUGAACGAAAAGCUCAUGCUGAGGAAGUUAAACGUUACCAAUCAAUGAUUGAGGAACUCAAGAAAAAAGCUGCUAUCGAACGAGAAGAUCAUGCCGAGGAAUCAAGGAUUGAGGGACUCGAGAAACAAGCCGCGUUCGAACAAGAAGAUCGUGUCGAGGAAGUUAAACGCUAUCAAGAAUUCAAGGAACAAGCUGCUUUCGAACAAAAGCAAAUUGAUAGCCUAGAGAAUCUCAAAACUGAAAAUGCAAAAUUACAUCGCCAGAAUGCUGAUCAUGUCAAGAAAAUUUGA